Messenger RNA from Dovyalis caffra, 2130 nucleotides. The record is from the annotation of a GenBank genome assembly. NCBI's taxonomy places the organism in Eukaryota, Viridiplantae, Streptophyta, Magnoliopsida, Malpighiales, Salicaceae.
AUGGAUAGAGCUUUCAGCCACCAAAAAGAAAGAGAAACAGCUCACCAACAACAAGAGCAACAUUACCAGCUCAAGCUUUGUGUGCCAGUACUAGUGAAACUAAGAAGCUCCAACAAUAACCUGAACCCAUUUUCUCUAUUGGGCUUCUGGGUCUCAAAAUCUCUUAGAAACUUACAUUGUAAAGCUAGAUUCUCAAAUGGGUUUUGCUUGAAAAGGCUACAGUUUAAUGGUAUGGUAGUGAACAACUCUGUUUUUUGUGAUUCACCUGGGGUGGUAUUGAAAGAAGAGAGAGGAGAAAUGGAGACUUUGAUUGAGAACAAUAACGAAGGCCACACAGAGAAAGAUACAAACUUUGGUGAAAAGAAAGGUGAACUCCAGACAUUUGGCGAUUUGAUUGAAGACAAAGGUAGAGAAAGCAGUUCAAGUUCUGAUUUUUUAACUUCCGAGACCACGGGGCAUGAGGAGCAAAGUCAUAGUAGCUCUGAAGAGGACUCAUCUUCUCCUCCUACAAUGGGUUGGCCUGUACAGAAAGAUGAAGCACCUGAUUGCACAAGUACCAAUGGUGAAACUGAUGAUGGAGAGAAAUCCCAUUUGGAUGACAGGAAGUUGGAGAAACAAGGGUCUUCGAUUUCAGAGACGGAGAUGAUGAAGGAAAGGUUUUCAAAACUGCUGCUUGGAGAAGAUAUGUCUGGUUGUGGAAAUGGAGUUUGCACAGCUUUGGCUAUCUCAAAUGCCAUUACUAAUCUAUGUGCUACCUUGUUUGGGCAACUAUGGAGGUUGGAGCCUCUACCUCCUGAGAAGAAAGCAAUGUGGCGAAGAGAGAUGGAAUGGCUUCUUUGUGUAAGUGAUCACAUUGUGGAGUUGAUGCCUUCUUGGCAGACAUUUCCAGAUGGAAGCAAGCUCGAGGUUAUGACCUGCAGACCUCGAUCAGAUCUUUACGUAAAUCUUCCAGCUCUGCGCAAAUUGGAUAACAUGCUUCUUGAGAUAUUAGAUAGUUUUGACAAUACUGAGUUCUGGUACGUCGACCAAGGGAUCCUAGCCCCUGAUGCAGAUGGGUCAGCCUCUUUCCGAAGAAGCCUGCAGCGCCAAGAAGAGAAGUGGUGGCUACCUGUGCCUCGUGUACCUACUGGAGGCCUCCAAGAAAAUUCAAGAAAGCAGUUGCAGCACAAACGUGAUUCUACAAAUCAAAUAUUGAAAGCUGCCAUGGCUAUCAACAGUAUUACUUUAACUGAUAUGGAAAUCCCUGAAUCGUAUAUGGAAGCUCUUCCAAAGAAUGGAAAAGCCAGCUUAGGAGACCUCAUCUACCGAUAUAUUUCUUCGGAUCAAUUUUAUCCAGAAUGUCUUCUUGAUUGCUUAGAUUUGUCUUCAGAACAUCAAGCUAUAGAACUUGCAAACCGAGUGGAGGCCUCAAUCUACAUAUGGCGCAAAAGAAAUAACUAUAAACCUGCCAAUAGUACUAAUCGAUCCAGUUCAAAGUCAUCGUGGGAAUUGGUCAAGGAGCUGAUGAUUGAUGCAGACAAGAGGGAAUUGCUUGCUGAUCGAGCAGAAAGCCUCCUUCUUUGCCUGAAGCAGCGAUUCCCUGGUCUUCCACAAACAACUUUGGAUAUGAGCAAAAUUCAGUACAACAAGGAUGUUGGGAAAUCCAUUUUGGAGAGCUACUCAAGAGUUUUAGAGAGCUUGGCAUUUAAUAUUGUGGCACGAAUUGAUGACCUGAUCUACGUGGAUGAUUUGACAAAACAUUCUGAUCAUUUCUCUUCAAUCUCUAAAGUCAAUGUGAUUGCUCACAAAAGUGUAACGUUUCCAUGCUCGGUCCCCGUCUCAAACACUCCAUAUAAAACAGCUUUCAACACACCAAGCUUUUCACCGGGACAACAACGAGUAAGCCCUGUAAAGGGAGACCAAUCUCCCUUCAUGACCAGUGGUAAAAUUCCUCAGCGUGGUUUAGGCGUAAAAAAGGUGUUGACAGAUUAUCUCAGUAUUGAUACAAAAGGCAGGGAUGACAGCAAUACAAUCGAGGGAACAGAAAAUGUGAUCCGAAACACAGCAGCUUCUCAAACUGGAGUUGAAUCUUUUGGGUCUAUCAUAGAAACAAUCAGCUCACCUGAAAACAGAUUUUCUGAUAUCUGUUAA